AUGGACGCGGAGUCCCUGGCUGGGGAUGAGUGUCUGGAAGAAGAUGAGGAGGAGCUGGAGACCAGCUUGGAAGACCCCGAGCAGGAGAGCGUGGGAAAAACCGUGCCGGGUGGACGCAGCUGCGGCCUCCUGACCCGCCGAGGAAUCACGCUCCGGGUUCUUCUCAAAGAUGGGCUGAUUGAACCGGGGGAAGGAGUCCUCUCGAUUUACUACCUGGGAAAGAAAUUUUGGGGCGACCUGCUGACCGAUGGGAAGAUCGCCUGGCAACAGACCGGACAGAUCUUUAACUCCCCCAGCGCCUGGGCUACCUACUGCAAGAAGCUGGUCAACCCUGCAAAGAAGUCGGGCUGCGGCUGGGCCUCGGUCAAGUACAAGGGGCAGAAACUUGACCAAUACAAGGCGGUCUGGCUGAAGAAGCAUCAACCCAAUGCCCCCCCUGCGGAGGAGAGUCUGAUCAGCGAAGGGGAGGAAGAGGACCUGGGUGACGAGGAGGAAGAUGAGGCCAAAGGGAUGAAGGCAGCCUUGGCUGACUCCAUGCUGGCCAAGAAGGUGGACGAGAAAAGCAGGAAGCUGCUGGCGAAAAGUCUGUCAGACUCACACAACGCAGAUCACAGCAAAAGGCUGGAGUGCCAGAAUCGAAUUCCUGUCCGUUAUUGCAAUUUGGGGAGUCGGGAUUCUGUCAGGAACCCCCAUACCUUGGUAGAGGUGAUGUCUUUUGCAGCCCUCAACAAAUUCCAGCCUUUCAAUGUGGCCAUCUCUAGCAACGUUCUCCUACUCGUGGAUUUCCACAGUCACUUAUCAAGAAGUGAAGUGGUGGGCUACCUGGCAGGCCAAUGGAACAUCAACAGCCAACUGCUGACGGUGCUGCGGGCGUUCCCUUGCCGGUCACGACUCGGAGAUGGAGAGUUGGCAGCCAUUGUGGAAGAAGAGAUCUGCCAAAACCUCUUCCUGCGGGGGCUGUCGCUGGUGGGCUGGUAUCACAGCCACCCGUUCAGCCACCCUCUGCCUUCCCUACAAGACAUCGACAUGCAGAUGGACUACCAGCUAAAGCUCCAGGGAACCAGCAACAGCUUCCAGCCGUGCCUGGCGCUCAUUUGUGGUCCUUACUACCACGGCAAUCAAGGUGUAGAGUCCAAGAUCUCCCCCUUCUGGGUGAUGCCACCCCCGGAGCAAAGACCCUAUGAUUACGGCAUCCCCAUGGAGGUUGAAGUCACCUACAUCCAGGAUGGAUUUUUAACGAACGACGUUCUCCACGAAAUGAUGCUGCUGGUGGAGUUCUACAAAGGGGCACCUGACAUGGUGAAGUUUCAGGACGCGUGGAGCCAGGAGCAGACCUACCUGGAUAAACUCAAGGGCUCCUUAGCUUCUAGGACACCCAAGGAUCAAAGCUUCGGACAUAUCCUGGAACAGGUCUACGCAGCCCUCCAACACAGCAGCUGA
This is a messenger RNA of Protobothrops mucrosquamatus (brown spotted pit viper), 1440 nucleotides long. RefSeq names its product MPN domain containing (gene MPND). Gene Ontology annotation, molecular function: polyubiquitin modification-dependent protein binding; metallopeptidase activity. Gene Ontology annotation, cellular component: BRISC complex; BRCA1-A complex. The coding region runs from base 1 to 1440 and encodes 479 amino acids. NCBI's taxonomy places the organism in Eukaryota, Metazoa, Chordata, Lepidosauria, Squamata, Viperidae. Gene Ontology annotation, biological process: double-strand break repair. The transcript is spliced from 12 exons. The record is from RefSeq and is a predicted model, not a curated record.